Messenger RNA from Aspergillus clavatus NRRL 1, 375 nucleotides. RefSeq lists its product as uncharacterized. The transcript has 2 exons. The coding region runs from base 1 to 375 and encodes 124 amino acids. The record is from RefSeq and is a predicted model, not a curated record. NCBI's taxonomy places the organism in Eukaryota, Fungi, Ascomycota, Eurotiomycetes, Eurotiales, Aspergillaceae.
AUGGCUCAAGCCUUUUCCUCGACGCUGGACAGCGUCUUUGCGCUGGACUCAGAAGUGGAUCACUUGUCGCAGAGCAUCGAACAGAAGAAAUUCCAGAUGCUCAUCCAGACGAGAGAGUUGGAAGAACUCCAGGCCAGGAUCCGCGCGACCGAGGCACGUCUGAAAGCGCGUCAAUCAGUGAUUCUUGACGGAACCGGAUCUUCAAGCAGCGCUGGCGCCGCGAAAGAAGACCUUGGAUAUCGAUCAGCAGGUGAGAAGCGAUGCACGUCGUACUUGAUAGAGGAUGGAUCGCAGCUGACCCAGAAUGCCUUGAUGGGAAGAUUCAUCCACAACAUCCCCGACGGACACGACGGGGCAGUACUCGAGCAGCGAUGA